Trichoderma atroviride IMI 206040 is the source of this 1002-nucleotide messenger RNA. RefSeq lists its product as uncharacterized. NCBI's taxonomy places the organism in Eukaryota, Fungi, Ascomycota, Sordariomycetes, Hypocreales, Hypocreaceae. The record is from RefSeq and is a predicted model, not a curated record.
GAGGCCCGUCAGGGACGAAAAGGAGUUGUAUAGGAGCUCCAUGACAUUACCAAUUGCGAUGCUCCAUGCACUAGCCGGAAUCUAUAAAUACAAGACCCCGAAAUCUGUCGCUGGAGAGUCGAUUCCCUAGAAAUGAGCAUCAACGGCUGGCUUCAGCGAAUCUGGCAGUGGCCCCACCGUUCCGCGAGGCACGAGAAAUGGGCUGCAGCCCAACCAAACCCCGCCUUGCCCAAAGCAAAGUCCUACCCGCCAAGAGCAAAAGUCCUGAGCUAGUGCCACCACACUGAUAGGACAUUCAGAUUCAGCGCAAAUGGCCCUGGAGAAAAAUUGACUAUGAGCCCUCCCCAUCUGAUUGCGGCUAGCGGAGGUGGUUGCCAUUUCCAAUGCCAUAUCGCGACAUGUGAGAGCAAGGACGAUUCGAGCGUGACGGGACGGAAUAGGACGUCUUGGGCACGUGGCACGCCAUUUGGAAACAAAGAUAGGGCAGCAGAGUUUUAUUCAGCGGUUGUUUCGAUUUCCGAGUGGCUUUGCCCCGCCUCUCUCGAUCACCGCCUCCACCAGUACGGCAUGGAGUGCAUACGAGGGAAAAGGCAAAAAGCAACAGCCCACAUUGAGCGAGUUUUGCGUCUCGGGAUGCGGACAAGCUGUUUCGUGGGACGGCAUUUGUCACGCUCUCCAAUCCAUUUGUCCACUGAAGGUGAAGCAGAAAAAAGGCUGGAGAGCUGCUGGGUCCAUCGGUAUUCCAUUGCCUUUUCAUUCCAGAUCUGCUCCAUCACUCGCCCUGCAUCGCUAGCACCAUGGCGAGUUUGUCACUAGCCCCGCCGCUGUGGCUUCUGCCACUGCUGAUCACUGGCCUCUCGACUUCUCAGCCGCACGGGCUACAGCGCCGUGUACAUGCAGCCAGACCUGUACCCUGCAGGUUCCGAGACCAGUCGAGCAGCCCUAGGCCAUAGAGACUGCAGGUGGGUAUGAUGAUGGUUUGAGCUGGGUCGAGGAGGAGGA